Messenger RNA from Hylaeus volcanicus, 1977 nucleotides. Its product is annotated as transmembrane protein 53-B. Bases 873 to 1826 code for a protein of 317 amino acids. Gene Ontology annotation, molecular function: serine hydrolase activity. NCBI's taxonomy places the organism in Eukaryota, Metazoa, Arthropoda, Insecta, Hymenoptera, Colletidae. The record is from RefSeq and is a predicted model, not a curated record. The transcript is spliced from 6 exons.
CAGAAAGCGAAGUGCAUACCAACCAAUCCGUUUUGCUGCAAGCUGUAAGAGACCUAAAUGUUGUUCAUUGUCAGUGUGCCACCGUAACUGUCCGUUCGUAGCCAGCGCAGUGCUGAAAUUUAGCACAUUCACCAAGCAGCUUUGAUGUAUUUACAUAAUACAUAUUAAUAUACAAACACCAAUGAAGAAACAUAACGAUUAAAUGACAUCGUGAAGAAUGUAUUCUACAGCGAAGAAAUUUAUUUUCACACAAUCGUUUUAUUGUUCUCUAAUUUUGAAUGUAUAUUACUUACUUGUUUGAAGAUACUUUGCUCGACAAAGAGAUUCCUGUAUUAAGAUAGUAAACAUUAUCAUUUUCGAUAAGUAUACAAUGUGUAAUUAAAGUAGGGGAAAGCAUAAUGACUUCUGUACCUUUUGGUUGACAUAUUAGUCACAAAGCAUUAUAUAAAUCUGAAAUCCGAAUAAACCAAUGGAACUUGAUAUUCGCGCGGAAUUACUCUUGCUGACAAAGAGAGUAAGUGCGCGCACAGGAGGGGAGUUUAAUAUAUUGACUACAGUAAAAAAAAAUGUCAGGAAGCGAGUCAAUUGAUUCUAAGUAACGACCAUGUAUAUACUCUGUUCAAUCGCAUGAUUGAGUGCGAAAAUAAAUAGACCAGAAAUUAACGACAAUGAAGUCGAAUGAUCGUUAAGUUCUAACCUGUAAUUUUAAUUUAUGAUGGAGAUAAUCAAGAUCAAUUCACUAAUUACAGUCAAUUGUAAAAAUAAUUAAAUCGAUUAUGUAUUUUUAUGAAUUCAUCACGUUAUGACUAUAUAAAAAUCUUCUAUAAAACAAUUGAGUGUAUUGUAGAGUGGGUAGAUUUCUGCUGGCAAUAAUGAUCCUUGGGAGAAUUUUAUCAUCUACCCUCACAAGGACACGAUUGAUCCCCUAUGCUCAACCUCAGUUAUUAAACCAGCAAAAAAACCUGACUCUGUUUUUAUUGGCAUGUAAACUAUCCAGCCAUCGUGUCUCAAAGAAUAUUGAACAUAUUACACAGGAUAAUCGAGCAAAAACCACAGAUGGCCAGAUUCAGAAUCUUAAAAAUGCAGAAAGAAGACCUCUGUUAAUUAUGCUCAGUUGGCUUUUAGCUAACCGUAAACAUAUCACUAAGUUUCUCAAUUUAUACACAGAGCAAGGUUUCGAUGUCGCAUUGGUAUCAACAACUCCUUGGCAACUACUGUGGCCUAUAUCAGGAUCAAGGGUAGUCGCCAAAGACUUAUUAGAUUUCUUACUAGCAAAUGAAAAUUAUCAGCAAAUACUAUUACAUGGUUUUUCAGUGGGUGGAUAUAUGUGGGGAGAAGUAAUAGAUAUAUUUCAAAAUGAUAGUCAAAAAUAUGGUAAUGUGCUAGAUAGAAUUGUUGGUCAGGUUUGGGACAGUCUGGCUGAUGUGUCAGAAUUAUCAAUAGGCACUCCGCGUGCUGUAUUUCCAAAAAAUAAGGUGUUACAAAAUAUGGUACAAAAAUAUCUAGAAUUUCACAUGAGAACAUUUUACAAAUCGUCUACUCAAUACUAUAAACGAUCUAGUCAAUUAUUUCAUUCGAAUAUAGUACACAGUCCUGCAUUGUUCUUUGUAAGUAAAGUGGAUCCUGUUGGUACAAUAACUAAUAAUAUGAAAGUACGCGAUCGAUGGGAUAGUUUGGGCGUGAAGACUUACGUUAAAAUAUUCGAGGAUUCUCCGCAUGUUGGACACUUUCAGAGAUAUCCAAAAGAGUAUGUUGGCGAACUUUAUGCUUUCUUAAACGAAUUAAAUUUAAUCCAAAACGAAGAAAAGAUGAGAGCGCGACUCUAAAUAUGCGAUUUAAUGCCUAAUUACUUACAUUCUUAAUUGAUAUUUGAAAUUACAUGUUAUGAGGUCAGUGAAUAUGUACUUCCUUAAUUCAAUUAUUGUACGAAUUAAUUUUAAAAAAGAUUAAUGCCAAUUAUAUUAUAUUUAGAACCGA